Henningerozyma blattae CBS 6284 is the source of this 2244-nucleotide messenger RNA. RefSeq names its product Rim13p (gene RIM13). Lineage: Eukaryota; Fungi; Ascomycota; Saccharomycetes; Saccharomycetales; Saccharomycetaceae. The record is from RefSeq and is a predicted model, not a curated record. The transcript has a single exon. Bases 1 to 2244 code for a protein of 747 amino acids.
AUGUCUAAUGUUAACGAAAAAUCUCGAUGGGAUGCUUGGGAAACCCUGAAUUCUUUACGUUUAGAGUUCUACAAGCAUGGUAAACUUGACAAUGCUGAGCUUAAAAAAAUUGAACGGUCUGCCUUAAAAUCUACAGACGCUUCCUUUAUUGAAGGUGUACUACAGUUGAAAGAGGACAUGGAAUUAAAAAAUGGAAACGCUAUUAGAAGAGCAGCAUGGCUGACCAGUAAAGGUCCCAGAAAUAUACAUUAUUUUCCUAUAAAUUCUAAAAUUGCAGGGCCAAUUCCUUUUUACAAUUCUGAAGUGUUACUGACCAUGGAUACUUCAUUACGUAACAAAUAUACCGGAAACCAACCUCUAAUGAAUGAGACUAAUUACCCAUAUGAUUGUGUUUCACAAAAUGGUGAUAUCGAAGAUUGCUCUUUAGUUUGUUCUUUGAUUAAUUCUAGAUUACACGGAGCCCCUUUACCAAUUCCGGUGCUUAUUGAAAACACUUCUCUUUAUAACUUAAAUCUUCAUUUUAAUGGUUCUGAUGAAAGAUUAAUUACUGUCGAUGUUUCAACUAUUCCUACAACAAAUAAUUUAAGCCAAUUAUCAUUACAUUCCAAAAAUAUUAAUGAUAAAAUUAUCGAAAGAGCAUAUUUAUGGUUGAUGGAUCAAUCAUAUGAUACAAUUGGAUCAAAUACAGCAAUAGACACUUUCCGUUUAACAGGGUAUUUACCAGAAAUCAUUAAACCGAAUAUUUUUAGUUUUGAUGAUUAUUUUAGAUUUUUUAAUUCAAAACUUUGUUUAAUGGCUUUAGGUACCAAUAUGUCUUUAUCCACUAAAAGUAAAUUACAAUUGAAAACAGGCCAUGAUUAUUCAAUUAUUGAUAUCAAUAAGUCUACUGAAUUGUUUAUUAUAUCAGAUCCUCUGAAGCCUUGGAAUAUCCUCAGAAUCUCGUACGAAGAAGUAUUAAAUAAUAUUUCGCAAGUUUAUCUAAAUUGGAACUGGCAAAAGGCUUUUUUAGUUCACAAGGCAAUUACUUUUAAAUAUGAUUCUAAAGUUUCAAAUCAAUUCCAAAUGAAAACAAUCUUUGAUAAACCAAUUUUUAAAAUUGUUAAUAAAUCAACAAAAAAUAUAGAAAAAAUUUGGUUAUUGCUAGAGACGCAUUUGAAAUCGUCAAAACUAGAGCCAUUGUCAAUUGCAUACUUAACUGAAUUAAAUGAGCUGUCUACUACUUUAAUUUCUACAGUUUUAGAGCAACCAAUUAACGAUGCGUGCUCAAUUGGCUUUUACUUAUUGAAAUUUGAAAUUAAGCCAAAUAUGACUAAAAAAUUAAUAUGCUAUUCUUCACAUACUGAUGUCUUCACUUUACAUUCCUAUAGCAUAUCCAAUGAUAUAAUAAUGACGAGAGAUGAUACUAUUAAGAAUACUAAGUCGAUCCAUUUCGGAAAUGGCCAAGCGAUCUACACACUACACGAUCCCUUGUACCACACCAACCAAUCGUACAGUUUGAAGAUUACAAAUCAAUCUGAAGAUGAUGACUUUUCAACUGUAUUUAUAACUUUACAACUAAUGUCUAAUAUUCUUAAUCCACAAAUACCAUUGCAUAUAUACUUAUUUCAUUAUGAUGAUUAUGAAUUAUUAAAUCCACUUUCUAUUGAAACAAAUUAUGAAUUUUCACAAUUCAAUACCACUCCUCUUUCUAUAAUGACUAAUACGCGUUACAGAAUCAUUUGUAGCACUGACGAAUCUUAUUUAUUUGGGACAAAGGUAAUAUAUAAGUUAACAUGCAAUGUUUUAUCUGAUCAACCUAAAGAAAUAGCAAUGAAUCAAAUAUUCAUAAACAAUGAAGCUGGAAAUAUGCCAUACUUUGAGGAAUAUAAGUUUCCAGUUCAUUUUCAGACAGAUAAUUAUUCUUCACUGAAGUUGAACUUUUUCUCACCGACAAAUCAAUUAACUAACUCUUUUGUACGAAUUUGCCUCUUUGAAAAUAUAUCAACAUUGAGGGUAAAGUACCAUAUCAUAGAUACUUCUUCAGGGAAAUUAUUAUCCAAUUUAAGAGAAUAUGGGGUAAUUCCCAUAGGAGGCUUUGUUAUUCCAAAUUUAAAAAUUCCAAUAAAUGCAAAUCUAAAACUUGUUAUUGAGAUCCGUAAUGAAGAUUUAAACAAUGUUAGAGAAUUAGAAAGUCGCUAUAAUGCUAAUGCCAUCGUUAAAGUUUCCUCUGAUAGAAAAUUGAUACUUCGGAUAGAGCUAUUCUAG